AUGCAAUCGCACUUUUCAACGCCCGAACGAAGUUUUCUGCUGCAUCAUUUGACUAUGGGUGUCGAGAUGGAGUUGGGACCUGGGGACGUAAUCAACGGAUGGCUUCAUGGAAAAGGAAAAUUCACCUGGGCUGAGACCGGUAUUUGUUACACCGGUGAUUUUCUGCACAAUGAGCCCACAGGUCAAGGACGUAUUGACUGGCCAGAUGGGAGUUAUUAUGAAGGAGACGUUGUCCGAGGAAUUCGUCAUGGCACUGGGAGUUAUACACAUCUGUCUGGUUUGACUUAUACAGGGGAGUGGAAAAAUGGGAAGAUGCAUGGAAAAGGUCGAAUGAACUAUCGAUCGGAUGGGACGUGCUUUUACGAUGGCCAGUGGUGUAAUGGAUUACGUCACGGAUUCGGGACCUAUCAGUAUGCGGAAGGUGCGAUUUACGAGGGACAAUGGAAAGAUGGCAAACGUUCCGGUGAAGGCACAUUGCAUUGNNNUUGGCUUGACGGUAAACAGGGCACUCUGAUACUAAAAGAUGGUCGCAUUUUUGAGCGUAUGUUUCUCGAAGAUCGUUUGUGUUUCGGCCCGGGCCUGGAAAGUGCAACUUGUGAGACCACUUCAGCUCUACUGGAGCGCUUGAAUACCCGACUACCGAUUAUAAAAGGCAGUUCGAACGGUGAUGGUGAUGCAUCUAGCGCGCAACUCAGUGACACAUCAGAUAGCAAUCUGCUACCACACUAUCUUCGACCUCAUAUCCCGAUGGAGUAUUUUCAAGAGGCGGAACUUCGAGCCAUGCAAAAUUUGAUCACGGAAAAUCUGGCUGCCUUGCGAUGUAUUUAUCAAUUUUACGGACGUUUAGGCAUUGAACAUUUGCCGGAUAACACGAUCAUCAUGCGUCACAUGCAAUUCUGUCAACUGAUCAAAGAUUGCCGUUUGCACUCGCUAAUCAGUCUGGCCGAGAUUGAUCGCCUGAUUGCGAUAUCUUUCGGUAUGGAGGAAUUGGAUCAUGUGCAAAAUCCGGAGAGAUUGAUCUCCUUCGGGGCGUUUGUCAAUAUUUUGGUCAUUCUGGCCUGUCGUCUGUUCAUCAGCCCGACGACAACAGACGAGGUUUUAUACUUUAAAAGAUCUCGUAACAAACCAAACGAAGCGUUACGCCAUCUUGUGACGCAAUACCUGUUACCAAAUGUGUGCAAAACUUCAAGUCCUUUGUACGAAGAUGGAAGAAAAUCCAGAGAAGUUUUGUUAUUUAUCGAACCGGUUUACAAUGUGUAUCGCUUCCAAGCUGAACUGCAUAAACAGCCGGAUAGACCUCCGUCCACCAUCACAAUGCGCCACUUCACUGUCAUGAUGAAAAACUUCAACCUGUUGAGCGGAAAUCUCACGGUAUCCGACGUGAUUAAAGUACUGUGCACGACCAAUCCAGUUGCCGGUCCACAAGAUGAAUGUCUGAUGGACACUGAACUCACGUUUUUCGAUUUCUUUGAAACAUUGGUCCAAAUUGCUCUCAAACCUCCAUCAAUGGCGGAAUGUGCAACAUUUGCAUCUGGACAAGUGCUUACAUCUCCAAGUUCGCAAACCCGUUCAAGCGAGGCGGAUACAGAUGAGGUGAUAAAUUUAUCAAAACGGCUGUCAAUUACCACCACUAACACCACCGCCACGAUAGACAAACCGUCCAGUGAACAAACCUCCAGCGAUCAGGUGCAUACGGCAAUGCCACUGUCCACAGAACCGCAAACAGACGACGUGGAUGAAUUCACACGUUGGCAAACUGCACUGCAUCAAUUCUUGCUCACUCAAUUUCUUCCAGCCGCCCAACUAUUUGAAACAUAUCAUCGUCGUGCCACAGGAAUGGAACCCAGCCAGUUGGGACGUAUGACCACCACGCCGACGAUUUCGCGUUCAACCCUCAAAGCGAGCUGA
This is a messenger RNA of Echinostoma caproni, 1908 nucleotides long. The record is from the annotation of a GenBank genome assembly. Lineage: Eukaryota; Metazoa; Platyhelminthes; Trematoda; Plagiorchiida; Echinostomatidae.